This is a messenger RNA of Cordyceps militaris CM01, 2562 nucleotides long. RefSeq names its product DNA repair and recombination protein pif1. The record is from RefSeq and is a predicted model, not a curated record. Lineage: Eukaryota; Fungi; Ascomycota; Sordariomycetes; Hypocreales; Cordycipitaceae. The transcript has 3 exons. The coding region runs from base 1 to 2562 and encodes 853 amino acids. Gene Ontology annotation, molecular function: ATP hydrolysis activity; DNA helicase activity. Gene Ontology annotation, biological process: telomere maintenance; DNA repair.
AUGCUUGCCAAAGCCAACAAGAAAUACGAGGCCAACCGGCCUCUGCCCUCGCAGUUUACCUCCAAAGCGACCGACCUCGGCAAACAACUCUUUCCAUCCAGCAGCCCCAGUCACACUCAGUCGGACAUUCGGGACCAGCUCAAAUGGCGUGGACCGCCGCGCUUUCUUAACUCGUCACCCUCGACAGCGCAGUCCAGACGACCACAAUGCAAGCAGCCAGACCACGAGCCAGUCUGUUACAAAGGCACUACAAGCGGCAACGGAGCGGGCAAAGGAUCAUUGGCUUCUCUCUACCGCAAUUCAUCCUCUUCCUUCCAGGAUAACUUCAUUGACUUGACAGGAGAUGACAAUACCAAGACGCGGCAACCGGUAGUUGAAAUCCUCGACGGAGAUUUUAGCGACGACAGCGACUUCGACAUCGAUUUGAAAGUACCAUCGGCCAUUCCACCCUCCAAAGUUACUUCUAUUUCCAAUUUGGCAACAUCGAGCCGACCUCCAGAAUCUUCAGAGCAAGAGAUACCGUGGUCGUCAUCGCCAGCGUCCCAUCUUCUACCACCACAGAAGCCUCGAAACCAGUCAAAUCCAUCAGGAAACAGCGGCUCUUUGAAACGAGAAUCGCUAGAGCUUCAUGACGAUUGCGUCGAGUUGCCUGCACCCAAGAAGACGAAGCCUGAUGACGAUUGCUUCGAGACGCCUGCACCUCAAAAGGCGAAGAAGAGGGCGCUGCCCUCUGGCUGGCAGCGAGAGAAUGUUUUAGAAGAAAAAACGUUAGACACAGAGCCACAGACGCCGGCGGAGAAAGGACAGGCUCGAGGCCUAUGGGACCCAUCGGCCAGUACCGUAAAGGAACUGAAGAAGCAGCUCAAAAGCCAGAGAAGCACAAAGCAGGAAGUCUCGGAAGCUGAAGCCUUGCCAGCUCAGCGUGAGCCAUCUCUUGCUCCUGCUCCACGCUCAGGUGCCAUUGCGUUAAGUAGUGAGCAGCUGCAUGUGAGGGAUCUCGUGGUCGACCAAGGGCAGAGCGUCUUUUUUACCGGACCUGCGGGCACGGGUAAAUCGGUGUUGAUGAGAGCUAUCAUACAAGCGCUCGAUGACAAGCAUGGGCAUGGAACCGAGCGUGUGGCAGUCACGGCAUCAACCGGGCUUGCUGCAUGCAAUAUUGGUGGCAUCACACUGCACAGCUUCUCGGGCAUUGGGUUGGGCAAAGAGAGCGCCACCGCUCUGGUCAAAAAGGUGCGAAGAAACCCAAAGGCCAAGAACCGAUGGCUCAAGACAAAGGUUCUAGUUAUUGACGAGAUUUCCAUGGUGGAUGGAGAUUUAUUUGACAAGCUGUCGCAAAUUGGGCGGACAAUACGCAACAAUGCCCCGGUCAAGUUUGCUUUUGAUGCGGCAACUUGGACUACAUCGAUAGACCACACGAUUGGACUAAAUCAGGUAUUUCGACAGCGUGACCCGGAGUUUGCUCGCAUGCUCAAUGAAAUGCGACUGGGCAAGAUUACGGACGAGACGGUACGGGCAUUCAAGGCCCUGGAGCGACCGCUCAAGUUCGACGAUGGUGUGGACUCUGCAGAGCUAUUCCCUCUUCGUGCACAAGUUGAAGGAUCCAACGAGAAGCGACUACGAGACUUGCCGGGGGAGAUACACAGAUUUGAAGCUGCGGAUACAGGAGACCCAGCGGUCAGAGACAGACUACUCGCCAACAUGAUGGCACCCAAGUCGAUUGAUUUGAAGGUGGGUGCACAGGUGAUGCUCAUCAAGAAUCUGGAUGGGUCGCUGGUGAAUGGAUCAGUUGGUCGUGUGAUUGGAUUCUCGGACGAGAAAACGUUCCAGAAGAAUAAGGGCAUAAUGGACGACACAGUUGAGGAUUUAGCGACAAAAAGGGCACGCAAGAAGCUUGGCAGCUUCAGCCGGGACAGCGAAUUGACGACAUCUUGGAAGGAAUAUCCGAUGGUGCAGUUUCCUUCGGGAUCUGACGACAGGCUGGGACGUGUGCUUCUGUGUCAGCCGGAAGAGUGGACAGUUGAGCUUCCAAACGGUGAGAUUCAAGCGAAGCGAACACAGCUGCCGCUGAUCUUGGCGUGGGCACUGUCGAUCCACAAAGCACAAGGGCAGACACUGGAGCGAGUGACUGUCAACUUGAGCAGAAUCUUUGAAAAGGGCCAGGCGUACGUGGCGCUCUCUCGAGCAACGUCGCAGGAUGGUCUUCGUGUAUUGGGGUUCGAUAAGCACAAGGUCAUGGCGCAUCCCAAGGUGGUGGAGUUUUAUGACAAGCUGUACUCGGCGGCGGAGGCGGGGCGAGAGCAUCGGCGCCGACCCGCCGAAGACCAGGAAACCAGAAAGAGCAACAAGGAGCAGGUACUCGGUUACUUGGGCAACUUCCAUCUCCUUCCUUCCCCUCGUGCUCGUCUCCGAUCCACCGACGGCGCGCGCGAAUCACGACAAUCGAAAUCGGCCGGCAGUCCGCAAACGACGAGACAGCUCUCCAACUCCCGCAAGCUUUACAAUCCCGACUUGAUCAGAAAGUCCCCAUUCAAUCUACCGCCACCGUCAACCUUGAUCGCCUAA